This is a messenger RNA of Rhinichthys klamathensis goyatoka, 991 nucleotides long. RefSeq names its product nescient helix loop helix 2 (gene nhlh2). The record is from RefSeq and is a predicted model, not a curated record. NCBI's taxonomy places the organism in Eukaryota, Metazoa, Chordata, Actinopteri, Cypriniformes, Leuciscidae. The transcript has 2 exons. The coding region runs from base 572 to 940 and encodes 122 amino acids. Gene Ontology annotation, molecular function: RNA polymerase II cis-regulatory region sequence-specific DNA binding; DNA-binding transcription factor activity, RNA polymerase II-specific; protein dimerization activity. Gene Ontology annotation, biological process: regulation of transcription by RNA polymerase II.
GAGAGAGAGAGCGAGAGAGAGAGAGAGAGCGAGACUUUAUAGGGAGCCAGUGGAAUGUUAUCUCUCAAAUCAUCAGAGGCACGAGGACAAGCACGCGUGGUUGUAAGGAUGGCUGGAGCAAUAUUCUCCUAAUCCGCGGGAAACAGAAAGGAGGACAGCCGAAGACGACACUUUCUUGUCGCAUCGAUCUUAUCCGAGGACUCGUGUCCAUUGUUAUCCGCGCACGGGUCAGAGGGCAACACAUCUCAGAGCGUGCGUUACCGGUCCUGUUAUUAUAAUAUCCAUUCAUCUGUAAGACUGCUCACGGAAAUUUCAUCACACAACAACACGAAUCAUACGAUACCGGCUGCGUUAUAAGUGGAAUUAGUGGCGAGGAAAAUAUUAGGCUGAGAAAUGCUGUUGCUGAUGUUAAAAUAAAAAUUCACAAAGCACAAUGGACAGAUGAACAUGAAACACUAAAACAGAUUUGAUAAAGGGGAUUUUGGGGAAUAAACUCUCGUCCUAUUCAUCAUCAACAGAGGGCAAUUAACAAUUAGUGCACUUUUGAAGCUUUUAUCAAACGGAUCUGAAAAUGAUGCUGAGUCCUGAUCAGACGGAUCCGGACCUCACCUGGGCACAGCCGGACACGGAAUGUCUAAACAUCAUGAAGGUGGAAUGUGUGCCUCGUGAGCCCUUUGAGGCCGAAGAUGGCAAGACUCGCGCACUCGUGCCAGCCGGGCUCACUAGAGAGGAGAAGAGACGGAGGAGGCGCGCGACUGCGAAGUACCGCUCUGCGCAUGCCACGCGCGAGCGCAUCAGAGUGGAAGCGUUCAACGUAGCAUUCGCUGAGCUUAGGAAGCUGCUACCAACACUUCCACCCGACAAGAAGCUGUCCAAGAUAGAAAUACUUCGUCUUGCUAUCUGUUACAUUUCUUAUCUUAACCACGUUUUGGACGUUUAGAUUAACUUUCAGCACAUUAUACAGCAUUUUGAAACAAAACCCUACAGGUGA